CUUGACAGUUAACGUCACGUCACCACAGUGGAUACGAAGAUUGAAGAAUGCGAUCUUGCUAUUAGUUUAUUUUUGAAGGUUCUUCAAAUAUUUUCUGUAUAUAUUGGGCGAACAUUAACAAUAUGACGAGUACGACUUCUUACAACAACGACAAGGUCGUUACCGGCGAGGUGGAGUACCCGGCAAGCGAUCCCGCAUCAGGGGCGUUCUUUCAACCAGAUUUCAAAAAAAACGAUGACCUGAAAUUAAUGCUUGAUGGAUCAAAGGACUCCCUUAAACUGGAGGCGAUGAAGAGAAUUAUUGGCAUGAUUGCUAAAGGAAGAGAUGCUUCUGAUUUAUUCCCAGCAGUAGUCAAGAAUGUUGUAUCUAAGAACAUAGAAGUGAAGAAAUUAGUUUAUGUUUAUCUGGUGAGGUAUGCUGAAGAACAACAAGACCUAGCUUUGCUGUCGAUCAGCACUUUCCAGAGAGCUUUAAAGGAUCCUAAUCAACUAAUAAGAGCGAGCGCCCUAAGAGUGUUAUCCUCAAUCCGCGUGCCCAUGAUAGUUCCAAUUGUGAUGUUGGCCAUCAGAGACUCAGCUGCCGACAUGAGUCCGUAUGUAAGGAAGACUGCUGCCCACGCAAUACCCAAACUUUAUAGCUUGGAUCCAGAACAGAAGGAGGAAUUGGUUGCCAUAAUAGACAAGCUGCUAUCGGACAAGGCGCCGCUUGUGGUCGGCUCUGCUGCGAUGGCCUUCUCGGAGGUGUGCGGCGACCGGAUGAGCCUCAUACACAGGAGCUACAGGAAAUUGUGCGGCUUGCUGGCCGAUGUGGACGAGUGGGGACAGCUGGCCAUCCUGAAUGUGCUGACGGUGUACGCCAAAACCUUCUUCCCCGACCCAAACAGUGAGGAGUACUCGAGCGACAGCGAAUCAGAGAAGCCGUUCUACGAGUCGGACAGCGACGAGGACAGUCCCCGGAAGCACUCCCGCUCCCCCACCGUGGACCCCGACCUCAGGCUGCUGCUGCGCGCGGCCAAACCCUUGCUGCAGAGCAGGAACUCCGGAGUCGUGAUGGCUGUGGCGCAACUGUUCUACCACUGUGCUCCCGCCCAGGAGCUGCCGCCGGUGGCGAAGGCCAUGAUACGGCUGCUGCGCGCCCCGGUGGAGGUGCAGAGCGUGGUGCUGAACUGCAUCGCCGCCCUCACGGUCUCCAGGCGGGCGCUGUUCGACCCGUACUUAAAGUCGUUUCUCAUUCGGAACUCGGAUCCGAGUCACAUCAAGCUGCUGAAGCUGGAGAUCCUGACGAACCUGGCGACGGAGAGCAGCGCGGCCGGCGUCAUCCGGGAGCUGCAGGCGCACGCGGGCGGCGGGGAGCGGGGGGUGCGCGCCGCCACGCUGCACGCGCUGGGCCGCCUCGCGCUCGCCGUGCGCCCGCACACCGACGCCUGCCUCGCCUCGCUGCUGCACCUGCUCUCCAGCAAGGACGAGUGGGUGGUGUGCGAAGCCGUGGUGGUGGUGAAGAGAGUGGUGGGAGGCGGCGCUGCGUCCGCCAAGGCCGCCGUGGCCCGGGCCGCCAAGCUGCUGCGGUCUGACCGAUUGGCGGCCAACGCCCGCGCCGCCGCCGUGUGGCUGGUGGCGGAGCACGGCGCCCACCACCCCCGCGCCGCCGCCGUGCUCGCGCACAUGGCCGCCAGCUUCGCCGACCAGGAGGAGCUGGUGAAGCUGCAGGUGCUGUCGCUGGCGGCCAAGCUGUGGGUGACGCAGGCGGACACGGCGCCGGUGUGCCGCUACGCGGUGGCGCUGGCGCGGUACGACGCCAGCUACGACGUGCGCGACCGCGCCCGCAUGCUGCGCCGCCUGCUGCUGCCCGCGCCAAGCGCCCGCCUGCCCGCGCACGCCGCGCUCAUCUUCUGUCCCGACAAGCCGAAGCCCACCAUCGAGAGCAGCUUCAAAGAGCGCCAACAGUACACAGUGGGCACGCUGUCGCAGUACCUGGGCAGCGCGGCCACCGGGUACCGGCCGCUGCCCACCGCGCCCGCCGCCACCAGCGGCGCCGAGCUGCGCGACCAGCACGACCGCGCGCCCCACGACCAGGCCGACACCAAGCAGCUGCAGCAGAAGAACAAAGAAUUCUAUUCGGAGCCCGAGAGCAGCGGGUCCGGCUCCUCGUCGGGGUCCUCGUCUUCCUCCUCGUCAGGCUCCGAGUCCAGCGGCUCCGAACACUCUUCUGAAGAGGACGAGAGCUCGAACGAAGAGAAACCGUCGAAUCAAGAGAAGAAGUCGGUCAAGAAAACAAAAGAAAUCAAUGAUUAUGAGUCGUCCAGCCCCGGCACGUCGGACAGCGAGCCCGACAGCGACGCGUCCUCCAGCGACGGCGAGGAGUCCUCCGAGGAGAAAGAAACAGAAAUCAAAGAGAAACCGUCCGAACAAAAGCGCAAGGAGCAAUCCAACUUGGAGCUGCUGCUGCAGCUGGACGAGGUGGCCAGCACACUGCCCACCAUGACCCCCACCUGCGGGGGGCUACUGUCCCCGCCCGCUGCCGCCACUGCCCCAGGACUUGCUGAUGACUCGAUAACGCCGGUGGGGCCGUCCCUGGUGCCCCCCAUAUCGACCGAGCUGGUCUCCAGGGUGCUGAGCGGGGGGCUGUCGGCCUCCCGGCGCUGGACCCGGGCCCCGCACCUCUACUCCAACAACAUGUGCACCUUGGAGAUCAGCUUCACAAACUGCGCCGGGGUCGAGGUCCAGAACAUCCACAUCAGUAAGAAGUUCCUGUCGGGGUCCCGGAGCGUCCACGAGUUCUCCCCGAUCCCGUCGUUGGGCCCGGGGGCAUCAGCGACCGUCACGCUCGGCAUCGACUUCGCCGACAGCAUCCAGCCGGUCGAGCUCGCGGUGUCCAGCUCCCUGGGUGAGGUGACGGUGACCAUCAAGCCGCCGGUGGGGGAGCUCAUGCGCGCCGUCUCCAUGUCUGAGUCGCGCUGGGACGCAGAGUUCGACAAGCUGCGGGGCCUCACGGAGUGCGAGCGGGAGGGUGCGCCGCUGGAGGACGACGCGCUGGUCUGCCGGAGGGUGUUCGAGACCGCCAACCUGGCCGCCGUCGGAGCCCCCGGGGACCCGCUCAGGUUCGCGGGGCGGCUGCUGUCGUCCCAGGAGCUGGUGCUGGUGGCGGUGCGGCGCGGGCGGGGGGGCGGCGCCCGGCGGGUGUGCGCGCGCUGCCCCAACAUGGCGGCCGCCUCCAUACUCGCCAACGACAUCGCGCAGGCCUUCCACAAGCUGCACGCGGUCUAGUCGCGCACACGUGACGUCACCGCGCAUGUGACGUCACCAGUCUCGACCGAACCCAGAUAAUUGUCCACAAACUAUUUGUUUUAAAACUCAACAUACACAGUAUGUAUAUUAUCGCGGACAUUGCAAAAGAAUAUGAAUUUAAUCCGAAGUCUUUAAAUAGUGAAAUACCCUCUUAUUGUAUGCCAACUGGCAAGUAAAAAUGAAUAUGUCCUAUAUUGUAGCGAAUAAAUAGAAAUAAAAUUAAAAUACUUUGAGAACAAACUUUUCAUAAGAUCAAAAAUUGAAAAUGUACAUAAAUUAUCAAAUUUUAUUAAUUUGUUUAAUUAUAAGAUAUUUUCUUAUACGUAAGUUUUUUUUUUUUUCUAUAUGUACUUAGAUUAUGUAUAGAUAAUGAAUCCUUAUACCCACAAGUACUUAUCUACUCAGUAAACGUAAUGUAAUUAUUAAAUGGAAAAUAAAAAAAUCUAAUAAUUUU
This is a messenger RNA of Bombyx mori (domestic silkworm), 3738 nucleotides long. It is a transcript of the gene rb, whose product is annotated as AP-3 complex subunit beta-2. NCBI's taxonomy places the organism in Eukaryota, Metazoa, Arthropoda, Insecta, Lepidoptera, Bombycidae. The transcript has 22 exons. Gene Ontology annotation, cellular component: AP-3 adaptor complex; membrane coat. The record is from RefSeq and is a predicted model, not a curated record. Gene Ontology annotation, biological process: intracellular protein transport; vesicle-mediated transport. The coding region runs from base 123 to 3263 and encodes 1046 amino acids.